AUCUGCGUCCAAUCGGGUUGGAGAGGGUGGAGGAGGCUGUGAUGUUGUCACCUGACUAUAGUCGGUUGACCGAGAGCGUAGCGAAGGCACGGCGGAGCUGCCGGGGAGGAGUGUUUAGAUGUGAAGACAAGAAGCAUGUUUUCCUCUGAGAUCUUAAUCAACAUUUGUUAUACAGAAUGCCUUUAAGUGAAAGGAACAGCGUUGUUUUUGCAUAUGAGUCUUCAGUACACAGUGCCAAUGUUCUCCUUAGUCUUGAUGAACAGAGAAAGCAAGAUCUUUUUUGUGAUGUUACUAUCUUAGUAGAAGACCAGAGAUUUCGGGCCCAUUGUUCUGUGCUUGCAGCCUGCAGCAUCUAUUUUCGUUCAAGAAUUGUGGGUCAGUUCGAAUCAGAUCUUGUAGUAAUUUUACCUGAAGAGGUUACACUGAAAGGAUUUGAACCUUUGCUUCAAUUUGCCUAUACUUCCAAACUUAUUUUAGAUAAGAACAAUGUGGCUGAAGUUUGCAAAUGUGCUGAGUUCUUGGGAAUACAUGACAUUGAGGAAUCUUGCUUUCAGUUUCUUAAAUUCAGGUUUCUGGACCAUAAGUCAGGACAGCAGGAAUGUCCAAAAAAGAAAUGUUGUAAACCAAGUUGUCAGAAAGAAUACAGUAAUGUAGGAAGUGCUGAUGCUAGAGAUUUAGAAAUAGAUGAUGAGGAUGAAAUCAUGCAAAAUGAAUGUGCUAAAAAUUCUCAGCUGAAGGCAUACAGAAGUGAACAAAAUUCAGAAGUGUCGCUACUGCAAGACAACCCUAAUCAAACCCAUGAUUCUGUAUCAGAAAAGGAUCAUUUUUUUGAUGUAGAGUCCCUCUGCCCCAAAUACAGGAAAUUUAAAAAAGCUUUGGAGAGUGAUAAAAUCCCUGUUUUAGAAUCUGGUUCUGGUAUUAAAGAAGUUCAGGUAACAUCUGGUGCAUCUAUUCAUCAGUUUGAAUCAAAUAUUAGUGGUGCUAUACAAAAACCUCUUGAAUGUACAGCUGUGCAUUCAGACUCAAAAUGUGAAGAUACUCAGGUAGCAAUGGAAGAAAAUGGAAAAGAAGAGUUUACGAAUGAAACAACUUCUCUGGUUAAGAGUACUGAAUGUUUGACAGAGAAGAUAGAUUCUAACUUUGUCCCUCAUAACUCUUCUGUUGCUACUCAUGGACUUUAUUCUGCUUCUUUCUUAAAUGCAUAUGAUCAAUACUGCAAUUUAACUUUAAGUGGUAUGCAAAGCAAUACAGUAGCUGAAAAAAAUGGCAUUGCUACAGGAGCCGGAAAUUGCAAACCAGUAAGUGAAAGCACUGUUGAGGGCCCAACUCCAAAAUCUAAUUUGUAUGAGCAGGCAAAUGUGAGCAGUACAUCACCUAGCCAUCGGAGCAGUGUGGAAAGAGAGAUAGCAGAACAGUUAGCAAAAGGAUUUUGGAGUGAUGUUUACAACACAGAUACAACAUAUCAAAUAAACUUGUCUCCUGCAUUGCCAAAAGAAUUUUCAGAACAAAGCUGUUCAGAAAAGAAAACUGAAUGUCCUUGGUUAGGAAUCAGGAUCAGUGACAGUCCAGAGCAUGGCACUCCAAGAACUUUUACAACAUUGAGCUCUGUUACUUGUCCCUUCAUCAGUAACCUCAGUACUGAAGGCACCACUGAGGUUAAUAGUGGAGACUGUGUUCCAGAACAACAACCUGAGCAAUGUCCUUAUACAUGUGUGAUAAAUUUGGAAGAGGAUUCUGAAACAGAUACAGAGGGUGACAGUGAAUCUUUUUCAGCAAGAGAACAGGAAUGUGAGGUAAAGCUACCAUUUAAUCCACAGAAGAUAAUUUCACUCUCCAGAAAUGACUUUCAGUCAUUUCUGAAAAUGCACAAAUUGACUCCAGAAGAGCUGGAUUGUAUCCAUGAUAUUAGAAGACGAAGUAAAAAUAGAAUUGCAGCACAGCGCUGUCGUAAGCGAAAGCUAGACUGCAUACAAAACCUUGAAUCAGAAAUAGAGAAAUUGCAAAAUGAAAAAGAGAACUUGCUGAAGGAAAAAGAUCACAUUUUGUCAACACUGGCUGAGACAAAACAGAAUCUAACAGGACUUUGCCAGCAAGUAUUCAAGGAAGCAGCGCUGAGUCAUGAGCAAAUCCAGAUUCUUGCAAAAUACUCAGCCUCUGAUUGUCCACUUUCAUUUUUGGUUCCUGAGAGGGAACAACCAGCACCUUCUGAUAUCUCACCUACAGUACCAUUGUGUGUUGAAUUAUCUGCUGGUCUUUCUGUUAUAUCAUCUAAUGAUCAGAAUUCUAGUUAUCAGCAUAUGAAAGGAGGUUGUGAUGCAGGAUAUGAUCAAGCACAAGAAUUAUGUCCAGUUCCUGUAAGAAUAUCAGAGAAAACACUGUGCUUGGAACAGUGUGUGCAGAGUGGUAGUGGUAUCACAGAUUUUUGUCAACAAAUGACUGAUAAAUGCACUACAGAUGAAUAAUCCUUUUUAAAACUCAGCCUAGCAUGAUUGAGGCAUAGGUCAUUGCAUAAGAAGGUAGAACUGCAGCUGCAUUAAUUUUGCACUUCAUAUCCAUCAUCCUCAAUCAAACCUAAAUGUAGUUAUGGGCUUUUCUCUAGUGACAUGUAAAGAAUAUGCAAUAUACCUAGUGUAAAAGAAAGGAAUCCAUGCAGUUAGUUGCUUCAGAUGUCCAGUGCCAUGGAAGGCAGUAACAUUUGUUUCACCCAUUACUUCACAUUUCCUGAUUAUUCUAGUCUUGGUGUGUUAAGAAUCUGGUAGUAAAACAAAACACUUCAAGAGUCUAAGUCUUUGAGAAUGUUAGGUCACUGCACUAGAGAUGUAGUUAUUCUUGACAGCUUGCUGUCCUUCCAUGAUUUCCAGAUAAAAGUAUUUAUAACAGACCAUGUUAAUUUGUGCUUCCUGCUUAAAAUUUGAUGUGGUUUUCAUAAGAAUAAUUGAAAUGAUUACGUAUUCUGGAAGGAUUUUAAUUUUUAUUAUUAAUCGUGGGACCAAAUUGGCUGUAUUGGGAAAAUCCUCUUUUAAAUAAAUUACUUUUAUGGGUAAAGCUAAUUGUAACUGUUCAAAUUCAGUUUUCAAUAGCUUAUAAUUCAGUUAUAAAAAUAAGCCACUUUAAAGCUUCAAUAAUUUUAGCUACCUACUAAAAUAAGCAAAUAGAACAUUUUUCUAUAGCCAGUUCUGCAUUGUAUUAAUUACAGAAAGUCUGUAUAAACUCUGUAAUAGUAUAGUGCUCUUAAUAAUAGAAGCUUUAUCUACUGAACCUCAAACACUUUUCCUGGUUUACAAAAUAUAAAAGCCAAUGGAAUUCUUUGUUUCCUACCUCAGAACAUAUAAGUUUUUGUAACUGUGUUUGGAACACAAUCAUCUUUCUGUGACAACUUUUUGCCUAGCAUAUUUACUAUUUGAGAACCCUGCAAUCUUCUCUAGUAUGCUCAAGUUUUGGUUAAGCCUCUAGAAAAGUACGCUUGCAUUUCUAACAUGCACUGUCAAUCAACAUGGUAAAUAUUUGGCCAAAUACAUAAUCCAAACAGUACUACUAACAACCAGCAUGUAUUACAAAAAAAAAACUACACUACCUCAUAGAGUGAUUUCAAGAUCAUUCAAAGCUGCAGUGAUAUUCACAAUACAUGUCACAAACUAGCAUUAAGAAUUACAUAGCUUACAGACUUUUAACUUCAUUGUGGAAGUUUCCUCUAAAUAUGCAUGAAUUCUUUUGCAUGUAUUCAUUUCUCUUUUGAUCAUAUAGGGAAUGAGUCCUUAAAAGCCUUUAGUUGGCAUUUUAGGUGUUGUGUGCAUUAAUAAAACUCUUACUCUUGAAGAGUACACAUGCA
This is a messenger RNA of Python bivittatus (Burmese python), 3829 nucleotides long. RefSeq names its product BTB domain and CNC homolog 1 (gene BACH1). Lineage: Eukaryota; Metazoa; Chordata; Lepidosauria; Squamata; Pythonidae. Gene Ontology annotation, molecular function: RNA polymerase II cis-regulatory region sequence-specific DNA binding; protein binding; DNA-binding transcription factor activity, RNA polymerase II-specific. The record is from RefSeq and is a predicted model, not a curated record. Gene Ontology annotation, biological process: regulation of transcription by RNA polymerase II.